UCACCUUCCGCAUCCUCCGCCGUGGUCAGCUGACAAGGCGCUGUGUCACGUGACUGCUGCUUCCUCCCCUGUAGGAGCAACUGUGCUUAUUUCCUUACUGACUGUCGGAGAAGAGUUUAUCACAGCACUGUCUUACGUUCAAAGGUCCCAGCGGAGUGAAUAGAAGCGCAGAGUUAAAGGAGACUUGAUACUCCUUCAACUUAUUUUCCUUUGAGACUUUUGGCGACGGCUUUUCAAAAUGCAUCUUGCUGUGUUUUUAUUGGCAUCAACGCUCUCUGCAAUCACCUUCGCCCUCGACAAUGGAGAGAUGAGGACCCCUCCUAUGGGCUGGCUGGCGUGGGAACGGUUCCGCUGUGACAUUGACUGCAAAAAUGACCCCAAGAACUGUAUCAGUGAGAAUCUCUUCAUCGACAUGGCCGACAGACUCGCAGAGGACGGCUGGAGAGAACUUGGCUACACCUACGUGAACAUCGAUGACUGCUGGGCCUCUAUGGAGAGGGAUGAGAACGGACGGCUGCAGGCUGACCCGAAAAGGUUCCCAGGAGGCAUCCCCAGACUGUCGCGCUACAUGCACGACAGGGGGCUGAAGCUAGGGAUCUAUGGGGACAUGGGCACACACACCUGUGGGGGCUACCCCGGCACCCCGCUGGACAAGAUUGAGGUUGAUGCUCAGACAUUUGCCGACUGGGAGGUGGACAUGUUAAAAUUUGACGGCUGUUACUCCAACGCCUCGGAACAAGAGAAAGGUUACCCUCUUAUGUCGAAGGCUUUGAAUGCUACGGGCCGUCCCAUUGGCUACUCCUGCAGUUGGCCCGCCUACCAGGGAGGCCUGCCACCCAAGGUAAACUACACCCAGCUGGGUGAGAUAUGCAACCUGUGGCGUAACUAUGGUGACAUCCAGGACUCCUGGGGCAGUGUGCUGAGCAUUGCCGACUGGUUCUUUGAGAACCAGGAUAUCCUGAUACCCGCAGCCGGACCUGGAAGGUGGAACGACCCAGAUAUGCUCGUCGUUGGCGAUUUUGGCCUCAGCAUGGAUCAGUCUCGCUCUCAGAUGGCUCUGUGGGCGAUCAUGGCAGCUCCUCUCUUCAUGUCCAACGACCUGCGCACAAUCAGCAGUGGAGCUCGAAACAUCCUGCAGAACAAAAUGAUCAUCAGCAUCAACCAGGACCCCAUGGGCAUCCAGGGACGACGCAUUGUAAAGGAGAAGAGUCAUAUUGAAGUGUUCUGGCGCUCCCUGUCAAAUGGUGCCAGUGCUUUGGUGUUCUUCAGCCGUCGUACUGACAUGCCCUACCGUUAUCAGACGUCCCUUAGCAAACUCAACUACACCACAGGCAGCUACAAGAUCUAUGAUGUGUACACUGACCAGACAACGAUGCUGAAAGACACCACCAACUUUGUAGUCUCAGUGAACCCAACAGGCGUGGUCAUGUGGUACGUCUCUGCGCCUGCCAAACUUCACGAACGCCAUUUCUAUAAAUCUGGAAAUCUCAUGGAGUCUGUCCACCGUGGUGAUGAAAACACCAUCCCUCGUGUCUUCCUCUGACCGCUCAAUGAUUGAACUUUUUCAUUUAAAAUCAGACCACUGUUUCUGGCUCUUGAUGGAGUGUUGCACAUAAAACGUCUGGUGCUCAAAAGACGUAUUUUCUUUUCAUAAUGAAGUGCCAUUGAGGAAUUGUUAAUCGCGUUAUCGAUUCAAAGUAGGGAAACUGCUGUGAACUCAGGGAUGGACAGGUCUGAUCUGAAAUUCUUGAUAUGAUGAUUCUUCUGAAUUCUGCACAUGCAGCAUACUGGUCAAGUGUCUAAAACAAAACACUUGAUCUCACUGGGAGGAAACAUGCUAAGAGAGCUAUGAUUGAUCGUAAUAUUCAAGUCAGGGUUGCCAACCUGGAACAAAAAGUGCUCUUAUUAAAAGCUGUCUUUUGAAGGAGGCAGGAUUUUCUCAAGUUCUACCAAAAUACACAAGAAAGGAUGAUUUGUUUUUUAUUACUGAAUGAUGUUUACAUUGUGUUUUGAUUAGGUGUGAUUGUAUGAGUUGGUCAACAUCUGGAUGUUGCAUUGCUCAGUAUAAUUCUGUUGAAAAGGCGUUUGUGACAUUCAAAAGUUUUUAUUUGAAAUCUUGUGGAAUAUGUUUUUGUUCUAUGAAAUAAAUCACACAUUUUACUCUUCA
Notolabrus celidotus (New Zealand spotty) is the source of this 2167-nucleotide messenger RNA. RefSeq names its product N-acetylgalactosaminidase, alpha (gene naga). Gene Ontology annotation, molecular function: alpha-galactosidase activity. The record is from RefSeq and is a predicted model, not a curated record. The coding region runs from base 239 to 1543 and encodes 434 amino acids. Gene Ontology annotation, cellular component: cytoplasm. Lineage: Eukaryota; Metazoa; Chordata; Actinopteri; Labriformes; Labridae. Gene Ontology annotation, biological process: oligosaccharide metabolic process; glycosylceramide catabolic process; glycoside catabolic process. The transcript has 9 exons.